GUACUGACGUGGAUCUGCUGUUUGGCUAUGUCCGUGCCUCCACUGUUCGGCUGUUCACAGUAUGUCCUCGAGGGCUUCCACACAUCCUGCUCCUGGGACUAUGUGACCAGGACACUCUCGAACAGAGCCUACUGCCUGUACCUGUUGACCCUCGGCUUCCUGGUGCCUGUGGACGUCAUCCUCUACUGCUACGCUUGGCCACCAUCUUGGCACACGGCCGUGGCAUGAGUAGU
Messenger RNA from Homalodisca vitripennis (glassy-winged sharpshooter), 233 nucleotides. Its product is annotated as melanopsin-like. Lineage: Eukaryota; Metazoa; Arthropoda; Insecta; Hemiptera; Cicadellidae. Bases 28 to 228 code for a protein of 66 amino acids. The transcript has a single exon. The record is from RefSeq and is a predicted model, not a curated record.